Messenger RNA from Dalotia coriaria, 1658 nucleotides. Its product is annotated as F-box only protein 9. Gene Ontology annotation, molecular function: protein binding. Gene Ontology annotation, cellular component: cytoplasm; SCF ubiquitin ligase complex. The record is from RefSeq and is a predicted model, not a curated record. Gene Ontology annotation, biological process: SCF-dependent proteasomal ubiquitin-dependent protein catabolic process. NCBI's taxonomy places the organism in Eukaryota, Metazoa, Arthropoda, Insecta, Coleoptera, Staphylinidae.
UCAAGGUGAAAGCUUGUUAGCACACAACCAGCUUUUCAAAGCUACGUGCGGGUUUCCCAUCUGUUAUUGAUAACAAAACACCGUGUUAUCACUUGUCUCCAAGUGAUCAGCGUGUGUUAUUCGCAUCUAAUGUGCUUGCAAAAUAUGGAAAUUGCUCCCUUGCUCACAUUCUCCAUCAAGCAAAGCAAAGUCAUACGCUAUUCCGACCGUGAACUAAGAGGCAUUGAAUACUUUGAUAUCUACUGAAUCUGAUAACAAUGUUUGACCAGCAGGGGGACAUUUCUGAUGAUGAUUCUGAUGAGCCGUCUUCUUCUCACGCAAAGGAUGAUGCUCUUGCAAGCUUCCGGGAACAAUGGCAACAAGAAUUGAGGAUUUCCAACAAAAAUAAACAAGAUGGAGACUUUAAAAAUUCAAAAAAUGUUUUACAAGACAAGAAAGAUGAAGAAAACAUUGAGAAAAAGGCAAAAACUUGGUAUUUAAAAGGUGCAGAGCUUGAAAAAGCCGGUAUAUUCUACGAGGCUAUACAAUGUUAUAAAGCAGUCCAACUUGUUCCUGAUAUCGAAUUCAAAGUCUGUCAAAACCCACCAACUCGUGUUGAAGCAUUUACAUCACAAGAAGACACACAAGAGUUAUAUCAUCCGGAAGAGGACUCUGAUGAUGAAGAAAUAAAAGAUGGCGCUGUAUUCGCACACAUUCAACGCAAAAUGGCGAAAAGUUUGAUAAUCUGUGAACCAGGUUAUGAACAACGGGCAAUGCAUAUAUCAAGUUUACCAACUGAAAUCCUCCUCUACAUCUUCAAAUGGGUUGUUUCUUCAGAUCUAGACCUGCGAUCACUAGAAAUCUGUUCAAUGGUAAGUCGUGGAUUCUAUCUGGUUGCGCGUGAUUCAGAAAUCUGGAAAUUGUCAUGUUUGCGCGUCUGGGGUGCGAAUUGCGGCACGCCCACAUCAAAUUAUCCAACAUGGCGAGAGAUGUUCAUACAUCGUCCAAGAUUACACUUCAAUGGUUGUUAUAUCAGCAAAACAACUUACAUCCGUCAUGGAGAGAAUAGUUUUCAAGAUCAAUUCUAUCGCCCGUGGCAUUUAGUCACUUACUAUCGUUACCUGCGCUUUUUUCCUGACGGUACAGUCUUAAUGUUAACCACGCCUGAUGAACCACAUCAAUCUGUGAGUCUCUUGAACCGCAAUGGAAAAACACCUUUAAGCGGCCAUUACCGCUUGAAAGAUGAUCGUGUCAUACUAGUCGUGCAAGAUCAAAAGAAAGUCGCUGUCAAAAAGGGUAAGAAUGUCAGCAACAAGUGGCAGCAUGAGAAUGGCGAGCAGACUUUCCAUCUGGAGUUUCAAAUCCUCAAUGGGAAUAAUAAACGUAAACAUAUGCAACUCGUAUGGAAGUAUUAUGAUAUUUUCAUUGAGAACAAAAAUGGUACGGUGUCAAAGAGUGGGUUUGAUAUUGUUAACAGUCGUUUUCCGCCAUUGUGGUUUUCCAGGGUGAAGAGUUACACGAAAGAAACAGAUAGUUGCUUGAUAUAAUAUCACAGUACAUGUUUUAGGUUAGUUUUGGGUUAUUGUAGGUUAGAAAAUGUGCAAAAGUAAAGUUUAAAGAAUUUAUUUGUUUACAUUAGCAGUAAUUGUUUGUUAAUAUAAUAUAUUAUUGUUGUUUGA